Messenger RNA from Lagopus leucura (white-tailed ptarmigan), 2105 nucleotides. RefSeq names its product guanylate-binding protein 2-like. The record is from RefSeq and is a predicted model, not a curated record. Lineage: Eukaryota; Metazoa; Chordata; Aves; Galliformes; Phasianidae. Gene Ontology annotation, molecular function: GTP binding; GTPase activity. The annotation marks the transcript as partial. The transcript has 6 exons.
ACACUGAAGUCUCCCUCGCAUUCAGGCAGUAGCGGCCCACACAAAUUCUCGUCGGCUCAGAGCCGCGCGUUGCUUCUACUCGCGCUUCUCCAGUCGGGUCAUCGUCCCACGGUGGCCCCCAGAAACAGCCUUUGUUCUCACUGUCUUCUUCCACGCCCCAUCAAAUCUGUAGGGCUCAUUCUACAAAAGGAGAAAAUCAAGGUGCAGAUCUGCCUACGCAGCUUCUUCCCCCACCACAAGACAUUCGUGCUGGAGCGGCCAGCAGCCAACAGGGACCUGGCGCAGCUGGAGCUGCUGCAGGAGGAUCAGCUACGGCCACGCUUCAGACAACAGGAGGAGGCCUUCUGCCGGCACAUCUGGAAAGAGGCGCCAGUGAAGGUGCUGCUGAACAGCAGCCCGGUGACAGGCAGAACGCUGGCGCGCCUGGUGGAGGCUUACAUGGCAGCCAUCAGCACCGGCUCCGUGCUCUGCGUGGAGAGCGUGCACACGGCAGUGACAGAAGCUGAGAACAAGGCGGCGGUGGAGGCGGCGGUGGCCAAAUACCAGCGGGGCAUGGAGCAGGACCUGGUGCUGCCCACGGCUUCACUCGACGCGCUGAUGGCCGUGCACCAGGACUGGAAGAAACGCGCCAUCGCCUUCUUCCUGUCCCAAGCCCUUGACGGCACCGAGCAGCAUGACCAGGCACUGCUGAUGGACAAACUGGAGGCGGCCAAGGAGGAGUUCUGCCGGCGCAACGAGGAAGCGUCGCAGCAGCGAUGCCAGGCGGUGCUGAGGGAGCUGUGGGGGGACAUGGAGCUCCGCGUGCAGCGUGGGGACUACGUGGCACCGGGGGGGAUACGGCUGUUCCAGAAGGACCUGAAGUGUAUGCAGGAGGAGUACAAGAGGAGGCCCGACAAGGGCGUCAAGGAGGAGGAGGUGCUGGAGAAGUUCCUGCGGGUGAAGGGACUGGAGAUGAUCGAGAUGUGGCUGGAAGGGGUGGACCGGCAGUGUAAGGAGGUGCUGGCUGAGGCGAGAGCUGCGACGCAGGCUGUGGAGAAGCAGGUGGAGGAGCACAAGCAGAAGAUGAUGCAGUUGACCAAGAUGUGGGUCGUCAAGGAGAUGCUGGAGCUGCGGGUCCACAGUUUGGAGGAGCAGCAGAAAGAAACGUUGGCUGAGGUGUCUGCAGCCAAGAAGGUGGUGGAGAAGCAGCUGGAGGAGCAGCAGCAGCAGCAGAAAGUGAUGUUGGCUGAGGUGGCUGCAGCCAAGAAGGUGGUGGAGAAGCAGCUGGAGGAGCAGCAGCAGCAGCAGAAAGUGAUGUUGGCUGAGGUGGCUGCAGCCAAGAAGGUGGUGGAGAAGCAGCUGGAGGAGCAGCAGCAGCAGCAGAAAGUGAUGUUGGCUGAGGUGGCUGCAGCCAAGAAGGUGGUGGAGAAGCAGCUGGAGGAGCAGCAGCAGCAGCAGCAGGUGAUGUUGGCUGAGGUGACAGCAGUCAUGAAGGCUGUGGAGAAGCAGCUGGAAGAGCGCUGGCAGCAGUGGGCACAGCAGCUGCAGGAGGAGCAGAGCCUCGUGCUGUCUCAACGCCUGGAGGAGCUGGAGGUUCGGCUGCAGGAGGGUGGAGCUGAGGUGGCGGCACUGCAGCAGGUGGAGCUGAUGCAGGAGGAGGAGCAGGCAGUGCCUUCCUGGCGCUCCACGCUCUUGAAAUUCCUGGACAAAGUGGUCGUGCCCAUCCUGAUCAGAGUGGUCAACAGCGUGGUGAACAACGCCGCCUAAAUGGACUCCUGUAAGCCGUGGAGCGGCCCCCCACCCGCUGCUGCCACAGUAAAUCCAGUGGUGCUGCACAGAAGUCGUCAUUUUGGGGCAGCACAGGGCGCUCUGGGGCAGCACAGAUAGCAGGGGGUUGGGGAGGGGGGGGAUUGGACAUGGUGAUGAUUGUGGAAUGGUGACAACAGUGACAUGGUGACAAUUGUUGUGUGAUAACAGCAGUGACACAAAGGCUCCGCCCCCCCCCCCCCCCGGAUCAGUAAGGGGUGAGGGGUGGGGGUACCUCAGGCCACGCUCCUAUGGGAUGGUUGGAGAGGAUCCAUCCCCCAUGGGAUAACAUGGGGAAAACGUGGGGGUGCAGGGGGACG